Molecule: messenger RNA, 1065 nt
Organism: Daldinia caldariorum
Lineage: Eukaryota; Fungi; Ascomycota; Sordariomycetes; Xylariales; Hypoxylaceae
Exons: 1
Coding region: 1-1065 (354 amino acids)
Source: RefSeq, a predicted model, not a curated record
AUGGCACGAUCUUUUAUAAUUGCCGCAGCGCUUGCAUUCGUUGCCGUUGCCCAGGCUCAGUGCGGCUCUGGUACUCCAGAUGCUACCGUGACCGGUUCUGGCAGCUCUUUCAAAGCCACGAAAGGCUCAAACACGGUAUACUCUGGCUCUGACUACCGUGCGGCGAUCCAGGCCGCUGUAAACUCAAUAAGCAGCGGCCAACGCGUCUCUGUUAUGGCCUCGGGUUCGAUUGGCGCGAAUACUAUCACCAUAAGCAGUGGCAAGAUAUUUGAGGGCUGCGGUACUAUCGACGUUGGAAACCGGGCAGGGCAUGGCGCAAUUGAGUCUUUAGACACUACUGGUGUUCAAAUCCCGUACCUUACCAUGACCGGUAACCCGUACUUUGGCUUGCGAUUCUACGGCACGAAGGAUCUAGUUCUCGGAAAGAUCACGAUGAAUCUAAGCGGUGGGUUGGGCAUCCGUUUCGACCGAGACGCAGCCGCAAACUCGAAUGUGAAGAUGGACGUCAUCAAAGUUACGGGGGCUGGUAGCCACGCCGUAGAGACAUGGAACAUAGAUGGUCUUGAAAUCAACCAGGUUAUCGCAAAAGAUGUCGGCGAAUGUGGCUUGCUACUCCAGAAGACGACUAACGCCAAGGUUAAACUGGUCGAUGGCGACAACGUCGCAAAGGGCACGGGGUAUGCGACAUUUCGGAUGGCGAAUAAUAACGGACAGAAUCCCAACGGAAAUUACAACACCAACGUUUACGUCGACAAAGUCAAGUCUCGUGGCGGAGGCCGUGGCAUCUUCUGCGUCUCGCAAUCAGGAGCGGCCGUAAUCGAGAGCGUUGACCUCUCUGGUAACGGCAACAAUGCCAUCCUCAUCGAGAACUGCUACAACGUUUCAAUCCGCGGGGGAACGGUAAACGGUGGUGGAGAGGUACGUCUCGCGGCUCGCGACGAAUUUCCCAAUAACCGGGACAUUUGGAUCAACCUCACCGUGAACAACAACUCCGUUCGUGAGUCUCCGUGCGGUGAUAAUACCAACUGGACGAUUGGAGGAAAUGCUAGCAAGAACCUCUGCUGA